Messenger RNA from Drechmeria coniospora, 1449 nucleotides. Its product is annotated as UV radiation resistance protein/autophagy-related protein 14. The record is from RefSeq and is a predicted model, not a curated record. Gene Ontology annotation, molecular function: SNARE binding. The coding region runs from base 1 to 1449 and encodes 482 amino acids. NCBI's taxonomy places the organism in Eukaryota, Fungi, Ascomycota, Sordariomycetes, Hypocreales, Ophiocordycipitaceae. The transcript is spliced from 2 exons. Gene Ontology annotation, biological process: SNARE complex assembly. Gene Ontology annotation, cellular component: endosome; lytic vacuole.
AUGGAAUGUGACAUCUGCCGUCGCGGCUACGAUGCCCACCGCCUACCCUUUCUCUGCCCCGUCGAUGCCCGGAACCGUAUUUACCCGGGGCGAAUCGAGAAUGUGCAUCUUCUUCUGGAGAACGAGAGGCUCCAGGAGCAGAUCCAUGGUCUCUUGUCGGCGGAUGGUGCAAAGUCCUCCAAAGACGCCGUCGAGCUCUCUCUUGCGAAGCAGCGCCUUGUCGAAGACCGGACGAGCCAGAUCCUCGCCGCCGCCGACAAGCUCAGGGACGAGAUCCGGUCCGCCAAGGAGGAGAUCAAGGCGAGAACGACGGCUCUGGCCCGGCGCCGAUCCGAUCUCGCCUCCGUUUCCGACGGCCUCCAGGAGCGCUGGGCCAAACAGCAGCACGAAAUGGACAAGUCGAUCCAGAUGGCCAGCUUCCGGUGGUCGCAGUGCGCCGAGGACACCGCCAGGACUCGCUCCUUUCUCUGCACCGAGGCCAUCCGGCUUUACGGCCUGAAGCGCACGAGAAAGAGCAACACGUCACGCUACGACUAUCACAUUGGCAAGAUCCCAGUCGUGGAUCUGACAAGCAUGGACUCACUCGCUCCCGAAGUCAUCUCGACUUCCCUCGCCCACGUCGCCCACAUUCUCCUUCUCGUCUCUCACUAUCUCGCCGUCCGUCUCCCGGCCGAGAUAACGCUCCCGCAUGGCGACUACCCCCAUCCGACCAUCUUCAGCCUCGCCAGCUCGUACCGGCAUCGUCCUCCUCUCCCUUUCUCCUCUGGACCCGUCACGACGCCUUCCUCGGCCCAUGCCCGCGAUUCCGACACCCAGCAUGUCCCUCGCCCCCGUCCCUUGUUCGUCGACAAGCCCCCCGCCCAGCUAUCCAAAGAUGACCCGGCCAUGUACUCAUUCUUCCUCGAGGGCGUCACGUUGCUGGCGUACGACAUCGCCUGGCUCUGCAGCUGUCAAGGCGUAUCCAUCGGCGACAAGGACUCUUUCGAAGACAUCUGUCACAUUGGCCGCAAUCUCUACACCUUUGUUCUCAGCUCUCAGCUGCAGGCGUACGUCAGAUUGCCCGUCAAGACGGCCAACCAAGGCGGGCAUGGGCAUGAUGGGUCGGUCGAUGUCGCAAGCUCGCCGUCGAACUGGAUCGGCCGAUACUCUCACGGCACCAUGUAUUAUUAUCUCGGCGGCGUCGAAGGGACGGAGUUUGUUCGAACAUUCAAGUUGCCGAGCCCCAUGAAGCUGGCGGACAAGCUGAAGAAGAAGCUGCUCGGAGAUGCGGCCGGUGUCGACUGGGAAGUUCUCGACGACGAGGCUUGGAAACCCGAUGAAGCGCCGAACCACGACUGGACGACAAAGGGUAAAUCGCAUGCCAUCAUCGACAAGCUGAGGGAUCAGGGAGGAAAGGCAUUACCCCGUACAGGCUCGAACGGUUGGACGAAAGUGAAGCCAAGGGCGUGA